AUGUGUUAUAUACAUACGUAUAUAAAGAGAGCAGCAAGGCAAAAGAAACAACUGCACUGCACACACACUCAAACCUGGCAAAAUUGUAGUCUUUAAGUGCAACUAGUGUAACAAUUUUGGAAUAAGCAGAAGAAAUACUGCAAUAAGAAGCCAGAAACGACAACCACAACCACCCCCCAUCCGAAACGGAACGGGGCAGAAAGUGCGUAGAAUAAAUAAUCAAAAGCCAUGGACUCGGAUAACGACAACGAUUUCUGUGACAAUGUCGACUCGGGCAAUGUCUCGUCGGGCGACGAUGGUGAUGAUGAUUUCGGCAUGGAGGUGGAUAUGCCCAGCUCCGCAGAGCGUCAAAUGGAUCCCGAUGACUACCAGUACAAGGUGCUAACCACAGACGAGAUUGUGCAACAUCAGAGGGAGAUAAUCGAUGAUGUUAAUCUGCUGCUUAAGCUACCCACGACAAAGACACGAAUUCUGCUGAAUCACUUCAAGUGGGAUAGGGAAAAGUUAUUGGAGAAAUACUUCGAUGAUAAUCCCGAGGAGUUCUUCAAAUGCGCACAUGUCAUAAAUCCCAAUAAGGCCACCGAAGCAGUCCGCCAAAAGCAGACGACUCGAAGCCAGUGCGAGGAGUGCGAAAUAUGCUUCUCAUUGCUGCCGCCAGACUCCAUGACCGGAUUGGAGUGCGGACAUCGUUUCUGCUUGAUAUGCUGGCGCGAGUAUCUGACAACGAAGAUCAUGACGGAGGGUCUGGGCCAGACCAUAUCGUGCGCGGCGCACGGCUGUGAUAUCCUAGUGGACGAUGUGACCGUUACCAAAUUGGUGCUCGAUGCACGGGUGAAAGUCAAAUACCAGCAGCUGAUCACCAACAGCUUUGUGGAGUGCAAUCAGCUGCUGAGAUGGUGUCCGUCCGUUGACUGCACAUACGCGGUAAAGGUGCCGUAUGCGGAGCCACGUCGCGUCCAUUGCAAGUGCGGCCAUGUGUUCUGCUUCGCCUGUGGCGAGAACUGGCACGAUCCGGUCAAGUGCCGCUGGCUCAAGAAGUGGAUCAAGAAGUGUGACGAUGACUCGGAGACGUCCAACUGGAUUGCGGCCAAUACCAAAGAGUGUCCCAAGUGUAGUGUAACCAUCGAGAAGGAUGGCGGCUGCAAUCACAUGGUCUGCAAGAAUCAGAAUUGCAAAUACGAAUUCUGUUGGGUGUGUCUCGGCUCAUGGGAGCCGCAUGGCUCCUCCUGGUACAACUGCAAUCGCUAUGACGAGGACGAGGCCAAAACGGCACGCGAUGCCCAGGAGAAGCUGCGCUCAUCACUGGCAAGGUAUCUACAUUACUAUAAUCGCUACAUGAAUCACAUGCAGUCAAUGAAAUUUGAAAACAAAUUGUAUGCCUCUGUGAAGCAAAAGAUGGAGGAAAUGCAGCAGCACAACAUGUCCUGGAUAGAGGUUCAAUUUCUGAAAAAGGCUGUCGACAUACUUUGCCAGUGUCGCCAGACACUCAUGUACACGUACGUGUUUGCGUAUUACUUGAAAAAGAACAAUCAAUCCAUGAUAUUCGAGGAUAAUCAAAAGGAUCUGGAAUCGGCAACUGAAACGUUGUCCGAGUACCUGGAGCGUGAUAUUACAUCUGAAAAUUUGGCUGAUAUUAAACAGAAAGUGCAAGAUAAAUACAGGUAUUGUGAAAAGCGCUGCACUGUACUGCUCAAUCAUGUGCACGAGGGCUAUGAUACGGAAUGGUGGGAUUAUACAGAAUGACGAGAGUCAUGGAUAGAUAAAGAUAACUAAGCUAAGCCAGCGAUGAAUCGGACACGAGUGUAAAGCAAGCUGAAAUAUACCCCUUCCCCCCCGUCACCAUAUCCCCCAUUUUCCUUAACCCAACUGCAUGCGAUAUAAAUUUAAACUUGCCCAUCCCCAUGCAUCCCGCACCCAUUAUGAAGAUUGACAAUGCUUAAAACAAAAGCCAGGCAAGUGAAACGGAGUCGCAAUUGAGAACAACAAAAACAUUUCAGAAUAAUUGUUAAUGCAGCAAGAGAACCAUGUAUAUUAAAUAUUAAUAUAAAAGCAAACUGUAGCUACUGGUAUGCAAGAGGAGAACGUAACACUAAUAUGUAUGUACAUAUGUAUGUAUGCCGUAAUCCUUGCAGCAGUCAAGAAAUGUAAUUCGAUUCGAAACAUUUAGAAUAUCUCUGCCACUCUCUCCCCGUCUCUGUCUCUGCAAGGUUAUAAAUCUGUCUAUAUGGGUGUACAUAUACAUAUUGGAUAUACAUAUGUACAUACAGUAUAUAUAGUAUAUAUGUACAAGCAAAAUCUUUACAUGCAUCAAAUAAGAAAGAAGAAAACACAGAACACAGCCUCGAAACAGAACAGAACAGAAUCCAACAAUCAAUCAAUCAAACAAACAAACAGUCAAGCUACAGCUCACAACCACAACAAUAAAAGUCACAAAACAACAACAAAGGAAAGAGAAGGAAUAUAAUAAUAGUUAUAGUAAACGAAUAAUCAACAGUUAAAGCAAACUUAUUUGAUGUUAACCAGAAUUUGCUAAAAACCAAGAUCUUCAUGUUAUAUCCAAGCAAAACAAGAAACCAAAAUCGAAAAAUAUGAAAGCAAAUGCAACAACAAAAA
Molecule: messenger RNA, 2613 nt
Organism: Drosophila subobscura
Lineage: Eukaryota; Metazoa; Arthropoda; Insecta; Diptera; Drosophilidae
Gene: ari-1
Product: E3 ubiquitin-protein ligase ariadne-1
Exons: 8
Coding region: 229-1743 (504 amino acids)
Biological process (GO): protein polyubiquitination; positive regulation of proteasomal ubiquitin-dependent protein catabolic process; ubiquitin-dependent protein catabolic process
Cellular component (GO): nucleus; cytoplasm; ubiquitin ligase complex
Molecular function (GO): ubiquitin conjugating enzyme binding; ubiquitin protein ligase activity; zinc ion binding
Source: RefSeq, a predicted model, not a curated record